This is a messenger RNA of Biomphalaria glabrata, 3693 nucleotides long. RefSeq lists its product as uncharacterized. The record is from RefSeq and is a predicted model, not a curated record. Gene Ontology annotation, biological process: G protein-coupled receptor signaling pathway. Gene Ontology annotation, molecular function: G protein-coupled receptor activity. Lineage: Eukaryota; Metazoa; Mollusca; Gastropoda; Planorbidae. The transcript has 5 exons. Bases 144 to 2624 code for a protein of 826 amino acids. Gene Ontology annotation, cellular component: plasma membrane.
GCGUAGAAGAAUUUUAAUUAAACAAUACACCACGAACUGAUCCUGUGUUCAGAGUACGACGCACAACACACACACACGCACCACACACACAACACACACAUUCCAUUCCAGUGUGUCGCGUCUUCGCAGUAAGACAUUUACGUAUGCAAACAAAAUCAAGGGCUAAAAAUAGAUCCGGAAGUAGAAUGUCACGUGCUGAUGACGCCAGCCUUCCAGACGAUGGGCCUCUGUUCUCUAUUGACUUGGUGGACCAGGACCUAGAGGAUUACUACCACAACACAACCCAGGAACAUGACAUGGCCGAGGGCGCGGAACACAUCCAGGAACUUCUGCCCGAGGACGUCGCCAGUCGGGCCCUGUGGAUUUACGGUUCACCUCUGAUUGUGCUCAUCGGCACUGUGGGCAGCAUCCUGUCUCUGCUGGUCCUGUGCCAGAAGUCAAUGAGGACCAAGACUACAAUGUUCUAUCUGGCCAGUUUGGCUGUUUCUGACCUGAUGUGUCUCUACACAGGACUGGCCAGAUUGUGGCUGGAGCAUGCGCAGAACAUCUACAUCCGGCUCACUUCUGAGGCAUCGUGUAAGCUGCACACUUUCAUAGUAUACAUGUCGUUGGACCUGUCAGCUUGGAUCCUGGUGACAGUCUCCGUGGAUCGAUGCCUGUUCAUCACCUGGCCUCACCGGGCCAAGACCUGGUGUACCAUACGCAACGCACGGAUCAGUGUGGCGGCGGUGGCCUGCGCUGUCACCUUACUCAACCUCCACUUCCUGUGGACCUAUCAGCUGGAUGGCGACAGCGUCGGGCAUAUCUAUAGCAACGGGGGAAAGAAAUGCUACGCGGACACCAGCUCGGAGCUGACGGUGAGGUUUAUUGAGAGAGUAUGGCCAUGGAUAGAUCUGUGCUUCUAUUGCCUCUUCCCCUUCCUCUUCAUGCUGACCUGUGACGUCAUCAUCAUCAGACAACUCUUUCAGUCCGAGCGGGUCAUGGCCUCACACAAGAGGCGGCUAUUUUUCAGGCGGAAGUUGACGAACACAUUCAAAUCGUCUCCCUUGGCUAAACUUCGGAUUGGCGAAAACGCCCGAAAAACUCCGGGAGAACGCAGCGACGUCGGCGUGGGUUUCGGAGCCAAUCGGGGCAGCUUGUUGUCAACGAGCGACAAGCGAAGUGAAGAGACGCGUUUGUUUCACAGGUCAAGCUCGGUUUCGGACACCAGCUUAUUAAAAACAUCUUUUAAGUAUAGCAACGCUGGGUCAGGUCAUUUAGCUCCGGUUUACGUCAUCGACCCCACUCCUUUGAAUGAAGACGCAGAAGAUCAAAUAGAGUUAUUCCCAGAGCGAAAUCUCGCUGUCUACAAAGCCAUCUCGUCUGCUGCAGUCCAAACUUUGCUGCCAACAGAUGUAAACCAAUUAACAGGAAAUGAGUCUACUAUUCAAAGCGAGAUGCACUUGACUAGAUGCCACGACUCUUCAACAUCUCUGGUGUCCUUGAAAAGUACUAGCGAAUUGGGUGGUAAAAAUAAUUUCAACCGAAAGCAAAGCAUCCAGACUCUAGCCCCGUUAACUUUCCCGCCAGAAAACUUCUGCUCAGACACCACAUGCAAAGAAGUCUCACAGUUUGCUGUAUCACCUUCAAGCGUAAGCACGCGCUUUACUUUUGCAGCAGACGGCGUUGACGUGUUUCCAUCAGCAGACGACGGAGCCACAAAAAAGAAUCCCUUAUGUAUUUCUCAUAUCCGUAAGAAUAUAUGUAAUAAAGUGCACCCGAUGAAAACUGGCCAUCUCAAUGAUGUCUGUUUAUAUACGCACGGGGGAGACUCUGAGAUUCCUGAGCUCAAGUUGGAUAACUGGGAAGAGACUAAAAUCUUUAGGGACAGACCAUCCAAAGCAGAAACUAUUGGCGACAGACCACUCAAAGAAGAAACUAUUGUCGACAGACCAUUCAAAGAAGAAACUAUUGGCGACAGACCACUCAAAGAAGAAACUAUUGUCGACAGACCAUUCAAAGAAGAAACUAUUGGCGACGGAUCAUUCCAAGCCGAAACUAUUGACGACAGACCAUUCAAAGGAGAAGCUACUGGCGACGGAACAUUCAAAAAAGAAAUUAUUGGUGACAAAAUUCGAGCAUCUAUUGAAGAAGUCAACAAUCGACAUUCACAAAGACUUAGCAUAGAAUCCGCAUAUAUCCCUUUAACCAGAACUGAGGGAAACGAAUAUGAGUUAUCAGAAUUAAGCAGACUUCAGAGGGCAAAGCUUUCUGGGAACUUUAGUGAAAAUUCAGCGACUUCCCAGAUUUCACGCAAGAGUCGAUCUCUCAGAUCGGAAGGUCAACAGUCGUCUCGCAGGACAACGUCCAGUGUUAGUAAAACUCUUCUAGCGGUGACCAUCACCUUCUGGGCAUUGAACGCUCCCAUCGUCAUCUUUAUCAUCGGCUACACGUACUGGUCAAAGGUGAUCGACGAUCGCAAACACGCCAGGCUGUCCUUGGCCUGGGCAGUGGUCAACUGUCUACAAUACUCCAAUAACUCUAUCCACUUCUUUCUGUACUGUCUUACAGCUCCGAGAUUCAGACGAGAGUUGUGCAAGCUCCUUGGUUUUCUGACCAGAAACGGCAGAAACAUACCAAAGUGAAACAACGGAUGAAAACUUUUUUUUUUGUUAUCUUUGGUAUGACCAGUAAGCAUGGAGUUGUGGUCAAUCCUCGGCUGUCGUUUAGAAGGUCGCUGAUUCGCUGUUGAAGCUAAACUGGCCAGCUGUUUCGGAAGCCAAAGACGAGUCACUUGCAGAUUAUAGGACUUCAUAGAAAAGUCUUUUCUUUAAUAUUCCCGGCAGUUGUGCUUUCAACAUUAUACAUAUAUAAACGUCAUUACAAUUAUGCAUUUUAAAAAAUUGUAAAAGAAAUAGUGGUUUGAAGCAGAUCUGAAUGACCUUAGCCCUGAAACGACAAGGCGGCCGGUCGUUGUGCUUUCCACGUGACACCCUCGUUACUUGGUAAGCUUAUGCAUAGAUUAGUCUCGAAAUGGACUAAGUGUACUGAACACCAUUCGUCAAGGCAAGGUCUUCUCAUUGAUCCAAAGCCCAUCAGAAUAAAUCUUCAUUUCAACCAUUAUGUACAAAGUCACAAACCAUGAGCUGCAAAGUUGUAUUAUUUUUGCAUUGAUAGCAAUCUUUUUACGUAAUAUAUGUAUUUAAAUCUUACCUAAUUAGUUCAGCCUUGUUUUAAAGUGUUCUGUUUGUCUCUUUGUCAUAUCUCUAACUACUCUCGCCCUUAUGUAUUUUGUCCUUUAAUGUUACCCAGUCUGGAUCUAUUAUAUAUCAUCAAAGUAGAAUUUUAUACACUCUGAGUAGAUUUAUACAUUGGUGUUACUAGGAUUUUUCUCGAGAGGGUAAAGAAAUAAGGGCAUGGUAAAAAUGUGUUUUUUUUUAAAUCUAUCAUUCAUUUAGUUGAAGUAUUUUCUCGUUCAAAACGGCGAUUCACUUCACAAAUGAGGAAUUGUGUAUUUAAAAAAAGAAAAUGUUAUAUCACUUGUUUUGUGUGCAUUUUCAACUCUGACGAAUCUCAAAUGAGAAAUCAGACUUGAGGUUUACAUUCAAUUCACUAAGUUAAUCUAACUUGUAGCUGUACAAUAUGUCAUGUGAUUAUUUUGUUUUAUACUAGAACCAUGGGAAAUGUUUCAAAAAAAUAUAUUUCUAAAAUAUG